GAGCGGGAGGGGGGGAAAGAAAAGGGAAUUCCAACCUGUGGAAGCUUGAGAUGGGGGGGGCCCGCGGCCGCCUCCUUCCCAUUGACUGUGCAUGGUGCUAGGGACAGAGCCUCUAACGAUUGGAGAGGGGCUUGGGGUCGGCGGGGUGAGGGCGCAACGGAGGUGUCAAAGUGUGAGUGGGGUGCGGGAGUUCCAAACUUAGGAUUCAGAGGCCGUUCGGGCUCAGGUGCCGGGGCGAAGCAGCUCAGGCCGCCAUGCGGGACAGGACCCGCGAGCUGAGGCAGUCCUGGCAGGGGGAUGACAGCUCGGACGAUGAGGACAGGGAGCGCGUGGCGCUGGUCGUACACCCGGGCACCGCACGCCUGGGGAACCCGGACGACGAGUUUUUCCAGCAGGUCCGGUCCAUUCGGCAGACUGUUGUCAAGCUGGAGAAUAAAGUCCAGGAGUUGGAGAAGCAACAGGUCACCAUCCUGGCCACGCCCCUGCCCGAGGAGAGCAUGAAGCAGGACCUGCAGAAUUUGCGUGAAGAGAUCAAACAGCUAGGGAGGGAUAUUCGCACACAGCUGAAGGCCAUAGAGCCACAGAAGGAGGAACCAGAUGAGAAUUACAACUCGAUCAACACAAGAAUGAGAAAAACCCAGCAUGGGAUCCUGUCUCAGCAAUUCGUGGAGAUCAUCAAUAAGUGCAACUUGAUGCAGUCGGAGUACCGGGAGAAGAAUGUGGACCGGAUUCGGAGGCAGUUGAAGAUCACGAAUGCUGGGAUGGUGUCUGACGAGGAACUGGAGCAGAUGCUGGACAGUGGACAGAGCGAGGUGUUCGUGUCCAAUAUUCUGAAGGACACACAAAUGACAAGACAAGCCCUCAACGAGAUCUCCGCCCGGCACAGCGAGAUCCAGCAGCUUGAGCGCAGUAUCCGGGAACUCCAUGAGAUCUUCACCUUCCUUGCCACUGAAGUGGAGAUGCAGGGGGAGAUGAUCAACCGGAUCGAGAAGAAUAUCCUCAGCUCCGCGGACUACGUGGAGCGCGGGCAGGAGCACGUCAAGACUGCCCUGGAGAACCAGAAGAAGGCGCGAAAGAAGAAAGUGUUGAUUGCCAUCUGUCUGUCCAUCACCCUCCUCCUCCUGGUGGUCAUCAUUGCUGUCUCAUUGAUUUGAUAGCGGCGCACAUUCUCGGCACUGAAAGCACCAAGGCCCCGGGCUCUGCCAUCUCCCCGAGCCGCUGGGGAGGGCAGGACAGAACCUCCAGCCAGACCACCUGCCUCACACCGGCCAUCGCAGGUGGAGGUGGACGGUUCUCCAGGCACCCGUCCAUUCUGGGGGCCUCCCAGCUUGGGCCACACUGCCUGGGGAGGACCUGCACUGAUCUGUUUGAUUGGGAUGCAUGGUUUUGUAAGAAAUAAAAAAAAAAAAAAAGAAAGAAAGAAAGAAAAGAAAAAAAAAAGAAAGAAAAGAGAGAGAGAGAGAGAGAGAGAGAGAGCGCUUGGAGACUCCACCAUGCAUUUGUUUUCUCAGAAAGACUGACCCAAGGCAUCAGGUACUCCUGCCUUCUCACCAGCCCCGGGCCAAGCCCAGCCUCCAUGGCUCUGGUGAGGGGCUGGGACCAUCACAGAUUGGCACACCCCUCCUAGAGAGGCUGAGCGGGGGGAGCUAAUACAUCCAUGUCUUUUUGUUAUUGUUGGACAGAAGCAGGCAGAGAGACCUGUUUACCCUGUGUAUUAGGAUUAGUAUUAAUAUUAUUUUAAGAUAGAGACAGGCAGAGAGAGAGAGAGAGAGAGACCAGAACACUGAAGCUUCUUUCAGUGAGGUAGGGAUCAGGUUUGAACCUGGAUUGCACACAUGGCAAAGCAGUGCUCUAAGUGAGCUAUUGUACAGUCCCUCUCUUUUAAAAAAAAAUUUUUUUUUUGCCUCUAGGGUUAUUAAUGGAACUCAGGGCCUACACUAUGAAUCUACUGCUCCUGGAGUCCACUUUUUGCCAUUUUUUCCAUUUUAUUGGAUAGGACAGAAAUUGAGGGAGGAGGAGAAGACAGAGAGCGGGAGAGAAAGAAAGAUACCUGCAGGCCUGCUUCACUGCUUGUGAAGUGAGUCCCCUGCAGGUGGGGAGCCGGGGCUCGAACCGGGAUCCUUGCCCAGGUCCUUGUGCUUUGUACUAUGUAUGUUUAACCCGGCACACUGACACUCAGUCCCUCCCCCCACACACACUGUUUUAGUUAGUUAAUUAAUUAUUUAAGUAAAUUUUGAAGAAAGACAGAAGUUGAGAGAGAAGGGGCAGAGAGAAAGAGACACCUGCAGCACGAGCACUGCUCAUGCAGCUCCCCAGUUCAGGUGGGUACGAAGGACUUGAACCCAGGUCCUGGCAGCACUGUAUAACAUGUGUGGUCAACCAGGCACACCACUGCCCAGCCCCCUUAAAUUAUAGAUAUUUAUUUAUGAGAGACUGAGAGAGAGAACCAGGGCAUCACUCCAGCACAUAAGAUGCCAGGGAUCAAACCCAGAACCUUGUUCUUCUUCCUACUGAGAGUUCAACUCUUUAUCCACUGCGCUGUCUCUUGGUCACAGCACCUACACCAUCCUCAUACUGGCCCUGAGGAAAGAGGAUUCCACGUACCUAACACCAAAUUGAGGCCGGGAUGAGAGGUGUGUGUGUGUGUGGGGGGGGUGUCAGUGGGGAUUCCUGAAUCAAGGCAGGAGAAGCACCAGGAAAAAGGACGUGAGGGGGCUGGGUGGUGGCACACCUGGUUGAGUACACACAUUAUAGUGCACGAGGACCCAGAUUCGAGCCUCCCAGUCUCCACCUCCAGGGGGAAAGCUUUAUGAGUGUUGAAGCAGGGCUACAGGUGUCUCUAUGUCCCCCUUCCCUCACAAUUUCUGACUGUCGCUAUCCAAUAAGUAAAUAAAGGUAAUUUUUAAAAGGGGAGGGCCAGGUGGUGGUGCACCUGGUUGAGCACACUAUUACAAUGCACAAGGACCCAGGUUCGAGCCCCCGGCCCCCACCCACAGGGGAAAAGCUUCACAAGGGCUGCAGGUGCCUCUCUGUCCCUCUCCCUCUCUAUCACCCCCUUUCCUCUUGAUUUCUGGCUGUCUCUGUCCAAUAAAUAAAGAUAAUACAUUUAAAAAAAUAAUAAUAAUUUUUCAAAAAGAAAAAGGUGUGGAGUAACUGAGGCCGUUCCUCUGGAUCCCGUGGAAAGAGAGGGGCUGUCUCUGAGACACCACGCCUGAUUGGAUGAUUUCACUGUUACGUGUUUUGCUUUUGCCGCAAGGAUUAUCACGGAGGCUCAGUGCCCCUAUGAGGACUACACCAUUUUCUUUUUAUGUGAUAGAGGUGAUAGGCAGAAAAAGAGAUGGAGAGAAGGAAAAGCACCUACAAUACUAUCUCCUCCACCACUCGUGAAGAUCCCCCUGCAGGUGGCCAUUGUUACUAUUAUUCUUUUUGCCCAAUCAGGGUUAUGACUGGGGCCUAGCACCUACACAAACUCCACUGCUCCUGGUGGCCAUAAUUUUCUCUCUUUCUGAUAGAGGGUGAGAGACAGGGAGGGAGAGACACUACAGCUCCACUCAUGAAGCUCCCCCCGACUGGCACUCUCAGUGUGCGGGCACGGGAUUCACCUCAGGCCCUUGGGCAUGGUAGUGUAUGUGCUCAUACUUAAAGGAGGCUGGGAGAGAUUGAGCUAGCGCACAUGGUAGAGUGCACGCUCACCACGUGAUAAGACCCAGGCUUCUCCAUCCAUAGGGUAGCACCAUGCAAAAGGUGGCUAACCUGCUUGAGUGCACUUGUUACCAUGAGCAAGGACCUAGGUUUGAAGCCCCAUUCCCCCCCUGCGGGGGGUGGGAGUGGGGCAUGACAUGAAGCAGGUCUGCAUGUAUCUAUCUUUCUCCUUCUCUGUCUCCUCAUCCCCUCUCAACUUCUCUCCAUCCCGUCAAAUAAAAUAGAAAAAAAAAAAAAGGGAAAAA
Erinaceus europaeus (western European hedgehog) is the source of this 3947-nucleotide messenger RNA. It is a transcript of the gene STX4, whose product is annotated as syntaxin 4. The coding region runs from base 255 to 1154 and encodes 299 amino acids. Gene Ontology annotation, molecular function: SNARE binding; SNAP receptor activity. The transcript is spliced from 11 exons. Gene Ontology annotation, cellular component: plasma membrane; endomembrane system; SNARE complex. Gene Ontology annotation, biological process: vesicle fusion; intracellular protein transport; exocytosis. NCBI's taxonomy places the organism in Eukaryota, Metazoa, Chordata, Mammalia, Eulipotyphla, Erinaceidae. The record is from RefSeq and is a predicted model, not a curated record.